Pseudoliparis swirei is the source of this 3550-nucleotide messenger RNA. It is a transcript of the gene prelid1a, whose product is annotated as PRELI domain containing 1a. Gene Ontology annotation, cellular component: mitochondrial intermembrane space. Lineage: Eukaryota; Metazoa; Chordata; Actinopteri; Perciformes; Liparidae. The coding region runs from base 2052 to 2723 and encodes 223 amino acids. Gene Ontology annotation, biological process: phospholipid transport. The transcript has 6 exons. The record is from RefSeq and is a predicted model, not a curated record. Gene Ontology annotation, molecular function: phosphatidic acid transfer activity.
AACCAGAGGAGAGCAACCAACUCGGUAAAAUUCAAGCAUGUCUUAAAGACAUAAAAACAUGGAUGACCUGCAACUUCUUGAUGUUAAACUCAGACAAAACCGAAGUAAUUUUAAUCGGCCCUGAGCACCUCAGAGAUCAAUUAUCUGGUGAUGUGGAUUCUGUAGAGGCAUUGCUCUAGCAUCCAACACCACUGUAAAGAAUCUUGGCGUUAUCUUUGAUCGGGACUUGUCCUUUAACUCCCACGUAAAGCAAAUCUCAAGGACUGCAUUCUUUCAUCUACGUAAUAUUUCAAAAAUCAGGCACAUCUUGUCUCAAAAAGAUGCAGAAAAAUUGGUUCACGCGUUCGUUACUUCGAGACUGGAUUACUGCAACUCCUUAUUAUCAGGCUGCUCUAAUAAAUCUCUUAGGUCAACUUCUUAUUAUCAGGCUGCUCUAUAAGUCUCUUAAGUCAACUCCUUAUUAUCAGGCUGCUCUAUAAGUCUCUUAGGUCAACUCCUUAUUAUCAGGCUGCUCUAAUAAAUCUCUUAGGUCCCUCCAGUUGAUCCAGAAUGCUGCAGCUCGUGUUCUCACUAAACUAAGAAAAGAGAUCACAUCACUCCUGCACUAGCUGCUCUGCACUGGCUCCCAGUAAAAUCAAGAAUCACUUUUAAAAUUCUUCUCUUAACCUACAAAGCCUUGAUUGGUGAUGCUCCAUCAUAUCUUAAGGAGCUUGUAGUACCAUAUUGCCCCACUAGAGAGCUACGCUCACUAAAUGCGGGACUACUUGUAGUUCCUAGAGUCUUAAAAAGUAGAAUGGGAGCCAGAGCCUUUAGUUAUCAAGCUCCUCUUCUAUGGAACCAGCUUCACCUUCAGUCCGGGAGGCAGACACAGUCACCUCGUUUAAGAGUAGACUUAAGACCUUCCUCUUUGACAGAGCUUAUAGUUAGGGCUGAAUCAGGUUCACCUGGUCCAGCCCCUUGAUAUGCUGCUAUAGGCUUAUAGCUGCCGGGGGACGUUUAGGAUGCACUGAGUACCUAUCUCCUCUUUUUUCUCUCCUUAGGGAUGAAUGUUCAUCUCUCAAUCACACGUUACUAACUCUGCUUUCUCUCCGGAGUCCUUUUGACUUCACGUCUCAUGGGGUCAUCGGACCCUAUGAGACGGCAUAGAUCCUAUCUGCUGAUGGAGCAUCGAGGUCUGGGUCGUGGAAUUCCUGCUCCUGACUACGCCACUAUCCUGUUGAGACUCCGCCCACUGUUGAGACUCCGCCCACUCCUCCUCCCCACCGCCAUCUGCCUGAUGGAUCGUGGAGGUCUCCAUCGUGGAAUAUGCCAACUAUGAACUAUUCAUACACUCUGUCACAUUCAUUGAAUGUAUUUUAACUCUAAAUCUGUCCCUCUGGUCACAUGACAUCUAUUGCAUCUGUCCAUCCUGGAGAGGGAUCCUCCUCUGUUGCUCUCCUGAAGGUUUCUUCCCUUUUUUACCCCUGAAGGGUUAUUUGGGAGUUUUUCCUGGUCCGAUGUGAGGUUUUGGGGCAGGGAUGUCUAUGUGUACAGAUUGUAAAGCACUCCCAGACAAAUUUGUAAUUUGUGAAAUUGGGCUAUACAAAUAAACUGAAUUGAAUUGAAUAUAUUUGUAUAUAUCUAUAUAUAUUUGUAUAUAUAUUUGUAUAUAUCCACAUGUGUGUGUGUGGGGGGGCGUAGUCAGACUUCCUGUCAUGCAGCAGAGACACAGAGACCCAGUGAAGCUGCAGAGGAACUUCAUCCUUUGAGGGGAAUCUGAGCUCCUCCUUCAGAACCUUCAUGUCAAGGAGGAACCGGAAGCCUUUAUCGUCACCUUUAUUGCACCGUCGGCUGCUGCCGUCUAGUGGUCACGCUGCGUUUAGCCCCGCCCACCGGACGUGUCGUCACGUGACUUUCCCCUUUCAUCCCAGUCACGUUUGACGUGUCGGUGGCUGCGAGCUUCCCCCGGACCGGAGCCCAACAUGCGGCUCACCUGAGCGCUGCCGCCGGACAGGGUGCUGAUCAGGGUGCUGUGUCUCCUCAGGGUGCUGCGACAGUAAACUCAGGGGACGAUGGUGAAGUAUUACUGCUGCGCAGGUUUGCUCAAAAGCACCUGGGACCAAGUGUGUAUCGCCUUCUGGCAGCGGUACCCCAACCCCUACAGUAACCAUGUCCUGACCGAGGACAUCAUCUUCAGAGAGGUCACACCGACCCACUGCCUGAAGUCCAGGCGCCUGCUGACCAAGACGAGCCGCGGGCCUCGCUGGAUGGAGCGCUACCUGCCGAAGCACAUGGCCAGCUCGGCCUACAUCAUCGAGGACUCCAUCGUGGACCCCCAGAAGAGGACCAUGACCACGCUCACCUGGAACAUCAGCCACACUCGCCUCAUGUCCGUGGAGGAGCGCUGCGAGUACCGGGUCGACCCGGACGACGGCGGCUGGACGGAGAUCCGGAGAGAAGCCUGGAUCUCCACCAACGUCUACGGGCUCUCCAGAGCGGUGCAGGAAUUCGGUCUCUCGAGGUUCAAGAAGAGUGUGACAAAGACCAUGAAGGGCUUUGAGUUCGUGCUCUCCAGAAUGCAAGUACACAAGUUGAUCUCAGGCUCUGCUGUGACGUCUGCAGGGGAAACUCCAUCCAGAACGUUAACAGAAGCGGCGACGGAUCGAGCCCGAGGGACGGCGCUGGCCGCCAAGGAGAAGGCCAAAGACCUCGCCUCCCAGGCCCAGAAGAAACAAUACGUGUGAGGAGCCAAGGAGGUGGGACCCGAGGAGGUGGGACCCGAGGAGGUGGGACUGAUGGGUCUCCAGCUCCAGACCUCGGGAGGAGACAACGGACUCCUCUGGCCUCGACCUUCAUCCUGAGGAGACAACAGAGUCCUCUAUGAGGACCACAGAGUCCUCUAUGAGGACCCCAGAGUCCUCUAUGAGGAUCCUCUGGUGGACCACAAAGACCUGAUUGAGGCUACAGAUGUUCCUGGAUAUUAUUUCAUGAGGCUUCUGAUUGAUGUACAUUUAUAUAUUUAGGCUAUUAAACAGAAGUGACAUAAUUGAGUCAGGAAGUCGUGUACCCACAAUAUGUUGUUAAUAAUUAUGAGAUAUUGUUUUAUAAGCUCCCAGAUUAUAUUAUCUUUCAUCUUGUAGUUUAACAUUCUAGUGUGAAUGUAACUAACAAGUUAAUAUUCUAAGGUUUACGAUUCUGUUUGACUUAGUGAUAUAUAUAAAAUCUCUUUUACGGUUUACUGCAAAUGAUAAUAACUAGAAUCAUAAUUGUGAUAAUUUUGUACCAAUCUUCCAACAAGCAGAGCCUCUCAGAACCAGGCGUGGAAUAUGGAUCCAUGAAGUCCAUGUGGCUCUGACCGUCGUUUACUUUGGACUCUGGGCCUUUCAUGUCUUUUAUCAUGUUUUCUAUCUCCGGGGCGCUCGGCGUCCUGCGGACCAUCGAAGGCUCCGGUGGUUUCUCACCGGCGCUCCUGAAGUGCCUGAGGGCUCCGUGUGAUGUCACUGUAGUGAUGACGCAAUGUGCUCCGAAUGCAUUGAUUACAUAUCUUGUCAAUAAAUGAACAUUUCCUUUG